AAUCACACUCAAUCUCACAGUGCAUCUACCAAACACAUCACGCGUCGUCUCUAACCCUACGAACCCUCUCUUCCUGUAAACGAGAAAAAAAAAACUUGGGAGCUCCUCCAUCGAAGUCACUUGCGAGCUUCCUCUUCACUAUCCGAGUUACUGUUUAGAGAGUUAUGGGAGAAAGCCAGGCCAUGGUUGCUGAGGGCUAUAAUGCUUCUGCUGCUACUGUGGAAUCGAAUGUUGAUUCAUCUCAAUCGGUCGCUAAUGUUUCUUUGGUCAAUGGGACUGGACCUGAAGGUGGUUCAACUGCGUCUGCUGAGAAUGGAACUGCAACAGAUAAUGUGCCUGUAACAGCUCCAGGAGCAGGACAUAUAGACAAUGCUGGUUCUGCUCUUUCACCGGAAGAGGAGCGCUUAUGGAGUAUUGUAAGGGCUAAUUCUUCAGAGUUCAAUGCUUGGACUGCCCUGAUUGAAGAGACAGAGAGGAUAUCUCAGGACAAUAUUUCCAAAAUCCGGAAGGUGUAUGAUGCUUUCCUAGCUGAAUUCCCUCUGUGUUAUGGCUAUUGGAAGAAGUAUGCAGAUCAUGAGGCUCGGGUGGGGGCAAUGGACAAAGUCGUGGAGGUUUACGAAAGAGCAGUGCAGGGGGUGACGUACUCAGUAGACAUCUGGCUCCAUUAUUGCGUUUUUGCCAUCAAUACAUAUGGAGAUCCAGACACGAUCAGAAGCCUUUUUGAACGAGCUGUGGUUUACGUUGGAACUGAUUUUCUGUCCUCUCCAUUGUGGGACAAAUACAUCGAGUAUGAGCACAUGCAGCAGGACUGGAGCCGCCUUGCCAUGAUCUACACCAGAAUAUUGGAGAAUCCCAUUCAAAACCUUGAUAGAUACUUUAACAACUUUAAGGAGCUAGCGGAAACACGUCCUCUGUCCGAACUUAGGAGUGCUGAGGAAUCUGCAACAGUUGCUGUUGCUAGUGAUGCUUCUGAAACUGCACUAUCUGAGUCUGAUGGAAAGGCAGAUGAAGGAAAAUCUCAAGCUGAUGGUACCUCUGAACCAUCUAAGUUGGAAAGUGCUGGUUCAACUGAUCCUGAGGAACUGAAGAAAUACAUUGGCAUUAGAGAAGCCUUGUAUAUCAAAGCCAAAGAGUUUGAAUCUAAAAUCAUUGGUUUUGAAAUGGCUAUAAGGAGGCCUUAUUUCCAUGUGCGGCCUCUCAAUGUAGCAGAGCUGGAGAAUUGGCAUAAUUAUCUGGACUUCAUAGAGAGCGAUGGAGACUUCAAUAAGGUGGUCAAGCUGUAUGAAAGAUGUCUAGUAGCAUGCGCAAACUACCCUGAAUACUGGAUUCGUUAUGUAUUAAGCAUGGGAUCAAGUGGAAGUAUGGACCUUGCAGACAACGCCCUUACUCGAGCAACUCAAGUCUUUGUCAAGAGACAACCAGAAAUCCACCUUUUUGCUGCUCGCUUGAAAGAGCAGAAUGGGGAUAUAGCUGGUGCUAGAGCUGCAUUCCAAUUACUGCACUCUGAAAUUUCUCCGGGGCUUCUUGAAGCAGUAAUUAAACAUGCGAACAUGGAACAACGACUAGGAAAUGUGGAUGAUGCUUUCUCUGUGUAUGAGCAAGUGAUUGCUGUUGAAAAGGGCAAAGAUAACUCCAUAUUACUGCCGCUGCUGUAUGCGCAGUAUUCAAGGUUUUCCUACUUGGUUUUACGUGACGCUGAGAAGGCUAGGAAGAUUAUAGUUGAAGCACUUGAUCACGUGCAGCCGUCAAAGCAUUUCAUGGAAGCACUGAUCUUUUUCGAGACCAUUCUGCCACCACCAAGGAAGAUUGAAUACCUCGACCCACUCGUUGAGAAUUUGAUAAAGCCAAAUGUAGACACCCAGAACACUGCAAGUUCCACAGAGAGGGAAGAGCUUUCUUUGAUAUAUAUAGAGUUCCUGGGUCUUUUCGGAGAUGUUGAGUCCAUUAAAAAGGCGGAAGAUCGACAUUGUAAGCUCUUUUUACCUCACAGGAGCAGGUCAGAGUUGAAAAAGCGUAGCGCAGAUGAGUUUCUCUCUUCAGAUAGGACGAAACUGGCCAAAACUUACAAUGAAACUGCGCCUGCUCAGCCAGUGUCCAAUGCAUAUCCAAAUGCACCGGCUCAAUGGUCCGGUGGUUAUGCUGCACAGCCUCAAGCUUGGCCACAACCACAAGCAGCUCCUGCACAACCACAGCAGUGGAACCCUGCUUAUGGCCAGCAACAGGCUGCGUAUGGUGCAUAUGGUGGCUAUCCCGCUGGCUAUGCUGCUCCACAAGCACCAACACCCGUGCCACAAGCCGCUGCUUAUGGGGCAUAUCCUCCUCAGGCAUACCCAGCUACAGCACCAUUGGCUGCCCCGGUCCAGCAACCCGCUGCUGCUCCUCCUCAAGCUUACUACAACACUUACUACUGAGUCUGUUGGUGUUGCUUGUCCUUAGCCAUUUUCUCUUUAGCUACUCAAGUUUAGUGUAUGACUCUUGUCUUGAUGUUUUUACGUGUCUCUAUUCUCGAUCAGUGACAUUAGUUUUACUUUCAAGUUGCUUGGAUUUCCGCUGGUUAUGACACAGAUUGUAAGAGACAAGUUUGAAAUGAUGGGCCGGUUAGUGCGGUUUAGCAGACAGACAGCAUUUGAUCUUUU
This is a messenger RNA of Brassica rapa (field mustard), 2636 nucleotides long. RefSeq names its product pre-mRNA-processing factor 39. Gene Ontology annotation, cellular component: commitment complex; U2-type prespliceosome; U1 snRNP. The record is from RefSeq and is a predicted model, not a curated record. NCBI's taxonomy places the organism in Eukaryota, Viridiplantae, Streptophyta, Magnoliopsida, Brassicales, Brassicaceae. Gene Ontology annotation, molecular function: pre-mRNA 5'-splice site binding; protein binding. Gene Ontology annotation, biological process: mRNA 5'-splice site recognition; RNA processing.